This is a messenger RNA of Ictalurus punctatus (channel catfish), 3823 nucleotides long. RefSeq names its product kinesin light chain 1a (gene klc1a). The coding region runs from base 289 to 2274 and encodes 661 amino acids. Gene Ontology annotation, biological process: axo-dendritic transport. Gene Ontology annotation, cellular component: membrane-bounded organelle; cytoplasm; kinesin complex. The record is from RefSeq and is a predicted model, not a curated record. Gene Ontology annotation, molecular function: kinesin binding. The transcript has 18 exons. Lineage: Eukaryota; Metazoa; Chordata; Actinopteri; Siluriformes; Ictaluridae.
GAGAGAGGGAGUGUAAGUGAGAGAGAGAGAGAGAGAGAGAGAGAGAGAGAGAGGGAGUGUAAGUGAGAGAGAGCGGCUCCUGCAGCAGGACCUCAGUGAAGUUGAUCUUUCCUCCGCGCAGUUUUGGAGAGAAAUCUCAGCGCACACAGUGCACCUUCACCGCCUCACCGGAUGGGCUGCUCAUUCAGAGCCCUAACAGCCAGCUCUCCUUUCUAAAAAAAAAAAAAAAAGAACCGUGACACAUUACCGAAUAAACAUUUUGACCCGGCUGGAUGUUCUACAGAACCGAUGCGUGAGGAAAUGUCGAGUUUGGUGUGUGUGAAGGAGGUGGAGGGGCAGGGUGACCCUGCGGAGAAGCUGUCCCAGGACGAGCUGCUGUGUCGGACACGGGAGGUGAUGCAGGGGCUGGAGGCUCUGCGUGCUGAACACCAGGCCAUCCUGGAGGGUCUGAUGGGAACGCUACGUUGCCUUAAACAAACCCAGGAAGGCCGCACUGUCGAAGAGAAGACCGUCAUGAUUCAGCGCUCGCUGGAAAUGCUAGAGCUUGGGCUUAGUGAAGCACAGGUAAUGAUGGCUCUUUCAGGGCACUUGAGUGCAGUCGAAGCUGAGAAACAGAAGCUUCGAGCACAGGUCCGGCGAUUGUGCCAGGAGAAUCAGUGGCUGCGUGAUGAGUUGGCAGGCACGCAGCAGCGGCUGCAGAAGAGUGAGCAGAGUGUGGCCCAGCUGGAGGAGGAAAAGAAGCACCUGGAGUUCAUGAAUCAGCUAAAAAAAUAUGACCAGGAUCUCAGCCCAACAGAUGACAAAGACUCUGACUCGAGCAGGGAGACUCUGGAUGAUCUUUUCCCUGAUGAUCAGGAUGAGUCAGCCUCUGGCAUCCAGCCCCCACACAGCAGUGCUGUAGCAGCAGCUCAGCAGGGAGGCUAUGAGAUUCCAGCCCGGCUCCGAACCCUGCACAACCUGGUGAUCCAGUACGCCUCUCAAGGCCGCUAUGAAGUGGCCGUGCCGCUGUGUAAACAGGCGUUGGAAGACUUGGAGAAGACCUCGGGUCACAACCACCCUGAUGUCGCCACAAUGCUUAACAUUCUUGCCCUCGUCUACAGGGAUCAGAAUAAGUACAAAGAGGCUGCAAACCUUCUGAAUGAUGCACUUGAUAUCAGAGAGAAAACACUGGGCAAAGACCAUCCUGCGGUGGCUGCUACACUAAAUAAUUUGGCUGUCCUUUAUGGUAAACGUGGGAAAUACAAAGAGGCAGAACCACUAUGCAAAAGGGCACUGGAGAUCAGAGAGAAGGUGCUAGGGAAAGACCACCCCGAUGUGGCAAAGCAGCUGAAUAACCUGGCUUUGCUGUGUCAGAACCAGGGCAAGUAUGACGAGGUGGAAUAUUACUACCAGAGAGCCCUUAACAUCUAUCAGACCAAGCUGGGCCCUGAUGACCCCAAUGUAGCCAAGACCAAAAACAAUCUGGCCUCAUGUUAUCUGAAGCAAGGGAAGUUUAAGCAAGCAGAGACUCUCUAUAAAGAGAUCCUCACACGAGCUCAUGAGAGGGAGUUUGGCUCUGUAGAUGGUGAGAACAAGCCUAUCUGGAUGCAUGCAGAGGAGAGAGAGGAACAGAGUAAAGGGAAGCAGAAAGAUGGAUCCCCAUUUGUAGAGUACGGUGGCUGGUACAAGGCCUGCAAAGUGGACAGCCCCACUGUAACGACCACACUGAAGAACCUGGGUGCCCUGUACAGGCGGCAGGGCAAGUUUGAGGCUGCUGAGACUCUGGAGGAGGCUGCUAUGCGCUCCCGAAAAAAGGGUCUGGACUCCACCCAUAAGCAGCGUGUGGCGGAGGUUCUGGGGGAUCCAGAGGCUCGGGAGAAGCAGCGCAGCAGAGAGAGUCUGAUAUCUGACACGGUGAAGUACGAGAGUGGCCCAGAUGGAGGAGAGGAAGAGCAAUGCUCAGGAUACAAAACAGAGAAGACUGCAGCAGAGCGAAGAGGGGAUGGCUCGGGCUCAUUAAAGCGCAGCGGCUCCUUCAGUAAACUCCGAGCCUCAAUUCGCCGUAGCAGUGAGAAACUCGUCCGCAAGCUCAAAGGAGGCGGCUCACGAGAAAACGAACCCAAGAAUCCUGGUGUGCUUGCAUGUGGCUCUCUCGGAAGCAGCAUGAAGAGGGCCAGCUCUCUGGGGGUUCUCAACGUACCGGACAAACCUGUGGGCGAACUCUUCAAAGAGCGAAAUAAUCGUCUGAGGAAGAGUCGGGAUCUGAGUGCCAGUCACACUGACCUAGCGCAUUGAAGCUCUGCAUAGCACGUGCUGAUGAAGUCGAGAGGGUUCAGUGAGGGCACAGACUGAGGCAACUUCUACACCCUUCUCCCAACCUUUUUUUUUUUUUUUUUUUUUUAAAUAAACACAGGAAACCCUUUACAGAUGUUUACGUUUACUUGCCUUUACUUUCCAGAACUAAGUAAACAAAUUUGCUUGUGUAAUGUCUUCGGACAACACUAGAAAUUAUACGAUCAACUGCUGAUUAAGUGCAACUAACAAUCAUGCAUUCUCAACCCACUCCCAAACCCAGAAGUGUGUGUACUGAAAUGCAUUUUGAUUUGUGAAAUAAAAUUGAACUUGGCACAUUAUUCGGGCUCAGGUUAGGGAUUUAUACAUUUAUGGCACUUUCAACCCAAUGAUUAAUGCUCUGUAUGUCCUUUUAUUUGAUCAUUUUUUGUCAUCUUGUUGUCUAAUGUGUGUGAAGGAUAUGGCAACAUCUAACUGUGUGAUUUGAAUGUGUGUGUAUAGUUGUAGUAAAUAUGCUUUAUUCCUAUUUGUUUUCUACCCAAUUCAUUUUCAGUAACAUUAGAUGUUCAUCUUCAUAACUUUGUCAGGCUUUUACUGGACUAAUUUAUUUUUAAUAAAUUUUGUUGUGGUAAAUUAUGAACCACACCUGUUUUAAGGUCUCUGUUUACAUUCUGUAAUGUUUUACUAUGGCAUUAGAUUAUUUUUUUUCCCAGUUGUUGUAUCAGCUUACUCAAGAAGCCUUAAAUGGUCCUGUUGGAUGUUUUUCUUUCAAAUGUCCAUAAUUAAGAAUGUGGAUCAAAGGUUUAAGAAACCAAGGAAAACUGCACUUCACUGGUCUCAUGGAGAAAAGGUUACCAGCCUUUUCUUACAGUUGUCAUCUGACAAUUUUUUACUUCUUUAUCUGUUACAAUUUUUUUUUUUUUUUUUUAAUAUAAAGUUAUACAGAUUGAUGUAGGUGAGUUGAAGGACUGGUUCUAUUUAACUUCUCAUAUUGGUCAUAUAUCUGAACAAGACAAAAUAUUUUUGAAAAGGAUUAUUGAAGAAAUGUGUACUGCCUCUUUUCAUCAACUGAGGAAGAGCUAAAAUCAGUUAUAAUAAACAUCUGUAUGUGCACUGUAAAUUUGUAUCUAUGAACAGUCAUGAAGUAGGUUACAUGACCUGAGAGUGACCAGAUCAGGUCUCUAAUUAAUGAUGGAGAUGGUUUACUGUUUGGUAAGUCAAUUACUCUUUAUGAUUUAAUGGUAUAAAUAAAUCUCAGUCCUUUUAUCCAAAGAAUGAACCACUUUUUUAAGAAUAAAAAUGGACCACUGAAGGCAAGGUUCAACUCCACAAGCAACCAUGAGGAAAAUGAAUAAAGUUCAUGCAGGUUUGUUAUAAACUGCAUGUAUGUUCUCUGCAUUGGGCUGCUUCUCUGCAUUCUGACAAAGUGCAAUAUUGUAGCUGCUUUGUGUGUUUGUUCUGUUUGACCUUAUAUAUGACAUUCUACUGACAAAAGCUGCUUGGCUUGGUGUCUUUGUUAAUAAAUUUGUGAUUAAAUAUGAAUCUAUCUUCA